Molecule: messenger RNA, 1187 nt
Organism: Monascus purpureus
Lineage: Eukaryota; Fungi; Ascomycota; Eurotiomycetes; Eurotiales; Aspergillaceae
Source: the annotation of a GenBank genome assembly
UGUACACCCAAGACAGUUCUUCAUAAGGACGAGUCACUGUGAUUGUACAAUUGACCGAGAUAGCCUGCUCUGUUCCUUCUUUCACCAAUCAACCAUGAGUCGCAAUUUCAUCGCGCCGGCUUUGGCUCUCGUAUCUGGUGUUUUCGUAGGAUACUACACAUUCCAACCUGCAUUACGGGACUAUGCCGAAAAAUCAAGCCACCCGCCCGUGCUCCAGGAGUCCCAAAAAGAACAUAUGGAUAAACAUGUGGAAAGAAAAGACCAGCCCCUUUCUCCGGGCCCCGUCACUAUCGUCGAUCCCGGAGCUCCAUCUUCAAGCUCGUGGAGUCAGAGACUUGGGGCGUCCGGCAACCGGACUUCCAGUAGUGAUGCAGCUAAUCAGACGAAAUAGCUAGUAUCAGAGCCCAUUAGUGAGGAUUCCAGAGAAGUUGAGGGUUGAUGGAGAACUUGGGUCUAAUUUUUCCAGGUUAGAUGGCAACCGAAAGAGAUCGAGGGAGCCGCGAACACUUGAAUAUUAACCUUGUUCAAUGCUAUCGGUGGGUUGGCUGUUGAAUCGACAAGACAGACCUUCAAUACCAGGAGACUAGCUUGUGACCUGGUUCUUGUGUUCAUUAUACCUCCCUGGAGCCACACAGAUUUGCUGAAGUGUAUCUUGCGUCGGGAGAGCUGCGUGUGUCAAAUGAUGAGUUCAUUAUUGAACUACUUCGGGAAAUUCUUCGACUAGAUAGCAUACACUUAUAUGCACUUCUGCCUCCACCCAAAACCGCUUAUGCAUGUAUGGGCUUACUUUCCAUCUCCUAGGUCCUGUCAUUAUAUAGGCCACUAUAUAAAAUGGAAUUUCUAGAACCACAUUGACUUUCCCCUUCUGGAUGCCCAUGCUUUCAUGAGGAUGCUCUGAGUGCUCACUGAGUAUUUUACAUCACAGGAGAAUAGAGAACUUGAAAAAGUCUGAAUAAGUGCAAUAUCGAUGCUAACUGUCACGGAACUCAACUAGACGAUGAAUAGGAUGCUAUUCAGCUAUCUAGGCAGCUAUCGACGAGAACUUCAAGCAUGGAGAGGAAGGAAAAAGGGAAGAGAUCUACGUGAAGCUGGACGACGUACUCCUAUCCACGCGCCACGCUAAUCCAAGUAAGGAAGUUCACGUGCUCGUCCUGGUCUACAUGGCAAGGGCCCUGACAACAUCAAGG